UUACGUUUCAGCUUAUUAAUAGACAGUUACGAUAAUUUCCAAAUUGGCUUGAGUUUUCGUUAAAUUACUACAAAUAAAACUAAAUAAAUGUACGGAACAUUUUUUAUGUCGAAAGGCUGUCUGUUUGACUUACAUGCUUCGUGGGUAGUCGGUCCAUUGUUGGACCUCCCUCCUUCCUCCGCCUGAAAGUAAGCCAUGCCCAGAUAAAUCACUCCCAGCACAGAGUGGUAACCUGCACUGUGGGCUGCAAGCUGGGGGGAAGAAGAGGCUGGAGAGCGGCUUUCAACACUGUUGCUCUCCGUUGAUAUAAUUAAAAAAAAUUGCACGAGGACCACCUUUGCCCACAUUUAACGGCAUCGGAGCUGCUCAGUUUUAACAGUAUGUCCGGUCUUAGCACCAUAACCAGGGUGCUGGUCGUUCUGUGUAUCGGGACUGCAGUGAAAUGCAUGCCCAAGGGGACGCAGCGGGAUCGGCGACAGGCGCAGCAGCAUCGUGCUUCCUCCGUCUCUCCAGAUGGUUGCACAGAGAAUGGUCACUUCUAUAAUGUUAAUGACCAGUGGGAGCGUCUAUUUUUGGGCAGCACUUUGAUCUGUACUUGCCAUGGAGUUGCUGGGAUCAAAUGUAAAAGCAAACCUGAAGCUGAGGAAAGGUGCUACGACAAAAUCAACCAGCUGUACUACACUGUGGGAGAAACCUAUGAGAGACCCAAGGAUGGCAUGAUCUGGGACUGUACCUGUAUUGGAUCAGGGAGGGGCAAGAUCAGUUGCACCAUUGCUAAUCGUUGUCACGAAGGUGAAGCUUCAUAUAAGAUAGGAGACACCUGGAGGAGACCCCAUGAAACAGGAGGCUACAUGUUGGAGUGUGUCUGUCUGGGUAAUGGCAAGGGAGAGUGGACCUGCAAACCUGUUGCUGAGCGUUGCUAUGACAAUUCGGCGGGAACAUCCUAUGUUGUUGGGGAGACGUGGGAGAGGCCAUAUCAGGGAUGGAUGGUGGUGGACUGUACCUGUCUGGGAGAGGGAAGUGGACGCAUCACAUGCACAUCUAGAAAUCGCUGUAACGACCAGGAUAUGCUGUCUUCAUACCGUAUUGGAGAUACAUGGACCAAGACAGAUGCCCGUGGCCACCUGCUUCAAUGUCUGUGCACAGGGAACGGUCGAGGGGAGUGGAAGUGUGAACGGCAUGCCUCACUUCACACCACCAGCCUGGGCACUGGGUCUCGUGUGAUCACCAACAUCCAGCCUGACCUCUACAAGCCUGUCACUGUACAUGAAGUUCUUAACGAGGGAACCUGUAGGACCGACACAGGACUGAUAUACUUUGAUGGACAGCGCUGGAUUAAGAACCAGGGAAAUAAGCAGAUGAUCUGUACCUGUCUUGGCAAUGGAGUAAGCUGUGACCAGUGGGAUGGGCCAGCUCCAGUGUAUGGUGGCAACUCUGGAGGUCUGCCUUGUGUGUUCCCAUUUGUCUACAAAGGCAAGACCUACCACUCUUGCACCUCUGAUGGACGCAGUGACGGACAGCUGUGGUGCUCCACCUCCUCCAACUACGAGACCGACCAGAAACAUUCUUUCUGUACAGAGAAGAAUGUGGUUGUGGUGACGCGAGGCGGAAAUUCUAAUGGUGCUCUGUGUCAGUUCCCCUUCCUCUACAAUGGCCGAAACUAUACAGACUGUACUGCAGAUGGACGGAGGGAUGGCAUGAAGUGGUGUGGCACCACAACAAACUACGAUGCAGAACAACGGUUUGGGUUCUGUCCCAUGGCUGCUCAAGAAGAAGCAUGUACAACAACAGAAGGGGCGAUGUACCGCGUAGGAGACCAGUGGGAUAAACGGCACGAUGUACUCGGUCACAUGAUGCGGUGUACCUGCGUUGGCAAUGGACGAGGAGAAUGGAGCUGUGUUGCUUACUCUCAGCUCAAAGACCAGUGCAGUGUGGAUGGACUGACCUAUGAGGUUAACCAGACCUUCACCAAACAACAUGAUGAGGGAUACAUGAUGAACUGCACUUGCUUUGGGCAGGGGCGCGGUCGCUGGAAGUGUGAUGCCAUUGACCAGUGCCAGGAGCCAGAGACGAGAGUUUUCUAUCAGAUCGGGGAAUCUUGGGAUAAAGUUCUCCAUGGAAUCAUGUACAAAUGCUAUUGCUAUGGCAACGGUGUUGGAGAACUCAGCUGUGAACCCCAGCAGUCCUACCCUGGUGGUCAUCGUCCUGUUCAGGUGAUCAUAACAGAAUCUGGAAACCAGCCCAACUCCCAUCCUAUUCAGUGGAAUGCUCCACCAUCUGCUCACAUAACCCAGUACAUCCUUAAAUGGAGAGUGAAAGACUCCCGUAGUCCAUGGAGGGAGGUGAAUAUUCCAGGCCAUCUGAACUCCUACACCAUCUCCGGUCUGAAACCAGGCAUCACAUAUGAGGGUCAGCUGGUCAGUGUGCUGCGGUUUGGACACAGAGAAGCUACACGUUUUGACUUUACCACCACUUAUGGAACAUUGAUGACUUCCCACGGCGAGACCACACCACUUCCCACUGUGGUUGACACCUCGGAAUCAGUGACAGAAAUUACCUCCAGCAGCUUCGUCAUCUCGUGGGUUUCUGCCUCUGACACAGUUUCUGGUUUCAGGGUGGAGUAUGAGCUCACCGAGCAGGGACAGGGCACUGGAGAGCCCAUUGUUUUAGACCUGCCGCGUACCGCUACCUCAGUGAAUAUUAAUGAGCUUCUGCCUGGGAGAAAGUACAAUGUUAAUGUCUAUGAGGUUACAAAUGGAGAAGACAUUCUCAUUCUAUCUACUUCAUCUAAAACUGCACCUGAUGCUCCAAAGGAGCAUGAAGUGGAGGAAGUGGGAGAUACCUCCAUCGUGAUCAGCUGGGAAAGACCCCUGGCUCCCAUCACUGGGUAUCGUGUGGUCUACACACCAUCAGUAGAAGGCGAAAGCACGGAGCUGAUUCUGUCAAAUACAACAACAUCUGUCACUCUUAGUGACCUUCUUCCUGGGAAGGCGUACAACAUCAGUAUCUACGCAGUGGAACAUAGCCUGGAGAGUGAACCUAUCUUUGUCCAGAUCAACACCUCUGGAGAGCCACUGCUGGAUGAAGUGGCUUCUCCCUCUGACCUGCAAUUCUUCGAAGUGUCUGACAAGAAAAUUGUCUUGACCUGGUCUGGCCCAGCUGGUGAUGUCUCAGGUUACCGGGUCACCAUAGUCCCAGUUGAGGAGUCUGUUUCUACCCCGACAGAGAUGACUCUGCCUGUUGGUCAAAACUCCUACAUUGAAGUGACUCACCUGCAGCCCGGCACACUGUACCGCUUCAACAUCUACGCCAUCCACAAUGGAGAGGAAAGUUUGCCACUUAUUGGGGAGCAAACCACGAAGCCAGAUGCCCCCACAGACAUCCAUUUUGCCAAUGUGACUGAGGACAGUGCAGUCGUGCUGUGGUAUGCACCCCGUGCCAAAAUUACUGGCUACCGUCUCUUCCUCACUAUUGAGGGCUCGAACCCCAAACAGCUGCGUCUGCCUGCCCGUCUAACUCAAUACACCCUCCUCAACCUGAAGCCUGAUACAGAGUACACCGUCACACUGCACUCAGAACAGGACAACACACUGAGUGUUGGAGAGAGCACUGUGUUUACCACUGGCCCACCAAUGGGUAACGCUCCUCAGUUCAACACUGAUGUGACUGACACUUCCAUUAUAAUCUCUUGGACUCCAGUUCCUCGCAUUGAAUACAAGCUGACAGUACGGCCCAGUCAAGGAGGGGAAGCCCCAAGAGAUGUGACCUCUGAUUCGGGGAGUAUUUACAUUAACGGUCUGACUCCUGGAGUAGAGUACACUUACAGCGUCCAACCAGUCAUUAACGGCCAAGAACAUGGGACCCCAAUCACCCGCCGUGUUGUUACACCUCUGUCUCCUCCCACUGAUCUAAACUUGGAGUCCAACCCAGGCACUGGGGAGCUCAUCGUCCAGUGGAAUGGAGCUGGUACACCAGACAUCACAGGCUACAGAGUGACAUGCACACCCACCAAUGGGCAACAAGGAAACAGUGUGGAGGAAUUUGUGGAGGCUGGGCAGAACUCCUGCACCUUGGAGAAUCUCAGUCCAGGAGUGGAGUACAAUGUCAGUGUUGUCACUGUGAAGGAUGAUAUGGAGAGCACUCCUGUGUCAACUAUCAUCACACCGGAGGUGCCACAGCUGACUGACCUCAGCUUUGAGGAUGUGAGUGACACCACCAUCAGUCUCCGCUGGUCACCGCUCAACACUACAGCCAUCACUGGUUACAGGAUCACAGUGGUUGCAGCUGGCGAGAGUGUCCCCAUCUUUGAAGACAUGGUCACGCCAUCCACUGGGCAUUACACAGUCUACGGGCUGGAACCUGGCAUAGACUACGACAUUAGCGUGGUGACUGUGACGGAGAGCGGCGAUAGUGAACCCACCAUUCUGACUCAGCAGACCUCCGUACCAGCACCCACUAACAUGGGCUUCGGUGAAGUCAGUCCAGACUCUAUGGAAGUCACCUGGGUUCCUCCUCAAGUCCCGCAUACUGCUGACAUCAACAGCUUCCUCAUCAGGUAUCAUCCCAUUGAUGAUGAAGAUGAAAUGACAGAAACCAGCGUAGGAGGCAGGACCAACAGUGUGGUGCUGAAGAAUUUGCUGCCUAACACAGAGUAUCUUGUGAGCGUUGUGUGUGUCUAUGAGCAGAGAGAGAGCUCACCCCUUGUUGGCACCAUGAAAACAGCUCUUGAUUCGCCGGUUGGUCUCCGUUUCUCUGAAAUCUUUACCAACUCCUUCACCAUCCACUGGCUCGCUCCCCAGAGCAGAUUCACUGGUUAUCGCAUCCGGUACCAGAUGGUGAGUGGUGGGAGGGCCAAGGAUGAGAGGCUGCCCCCGUCCAGGAGCCACUUUACUCUAACGGGACUCAUUCCAGACACAGAGUACUUGGUCAACAUCUUUGCCGUGAGCGGGAAACAGGAGAGCCUGCCGCUCAGCGGAAAACAGAAAACAAUUUCUGAUGCUCCUACUGACCUAGAAGUGCUGGAUUCGUCCCCCACGAGUAUCACAGUCCGCUGGGCUGCCCCACCAGUCACUGUGCGCUACUACAGGAUCACUCAUGGAGAGUCAGGAGGUGACAGUAACCCCAAGGAGUUCACUGUCCCCGGCUCUCAGUCCACUGCUACGAUCAGUAACUUGAAGCCCGGCACUGACUACACAAUCACUGUUUACGCUGUGACCGGCAGAGGAGAUAGUCCCGCAUCCAGUAUCCCAAUCUAUGUCAUGCACAAAACUGGUGUCAGCUCUCCCUCUAAAAUGGAGGUGACGGAUGUUAAUGAUAGCAGCGUCACAGUGAGAUGGAGCCCAGCUCAGGGUCCCAUCGAGGGAUACAGGGUGACUGCGGUCCCCAGAAAUGGACUGGGACCUUCUUUCACAGAAGUGGUUGCUCCAGACCGGACAGAGAUUACAUUUUCAGGCUUGAUGCCAACAGUAGAAUAUGCAUUGAGUGUGUCUGCUGUUGGACCAGGUGGUGUAAGCUCUCCUCUGGUGGUGAAUGCUGUAACAAAUGUAGACCGACCUAAGGACCUUACCUUCUCAGACAUUGAUUCCACCGCCUUGCGGAUCACUUGGGACAGUCCUGAUGGAAUUGUCACAUCUUACCGAGUUUUGUAUUCGAGUUCAGAGGAAGGUGAAAGGGAGCUACUUCCCUCUCCCAGAGGAGACGCUGAGUCCACUAUUAUUUAUGGUCUCCAGCCUGGCACUGAAUACACCGUGAAAGUCAUUGCCAUGCACGAUGACACUUCUAGUACACCACUGGUCGGGACACAAGCCACAGCGAUCUCUCCUCCUGCUAACCUCCAGUUCUCCCAGGUUGGCCCCACGUCUUUCACUAUGCACUGGACUGCACCAGGUCAGGAAAAUAGAAUCACUGGUCUCCCAGGCCUCUCCGGCUACCGUGUAGUUGUGAACCCAAAGAACAAGAGUGGACCCACCAAAGAGAUCAACCUGGCCCCAGACACGACUGAGACACAUAUCUCUGGACUCAUGAUUGCAACAACGUAUGAAAUCCAUGUUUAUGCCUUAAAGAACGCUCUAACCAGCAGGCCUGUCCAGGGAGAGGUCACCACUCUGGAGAAUAUCAGCCCCCCUCGGCGUGUACGUAUCUCUGACUUGAACGAUUCCUCUAUCACUCUGACCUGGCGGUCCAAGACAGACACCAUUUCUGGCUUCCUUAUUGAAGCCACGCCCACCUCCUCCUCUUCAGGUUACAUUCCCAUUCAAAGGACAAUCGGUCCUGAGUCACGCUCAUACUCUAUUACGGGUCUGGAGCCUGGCACCACUUACAAGAUCAGUGUGUAUACACUGAAGGGCAAUGGACGCAGUAUACCUCUCACACUGACUGCAACCACAGCGCAACCACUAGUCAUCCCACCCACCAAUAUCCGCUUCACCUCCCUAAAUCCCACCAGCAUUUCAUUCAUGUGGGAUCUGUCUCGCAGUCCAAAGGUCACUAGCUAUUAUGUCACCUAUGAGGAGGCUGGAGGUUUGCCCAGAGAAGUCAUUCCUAGACCCCACGCAGGCCAAAGUUUUGCAACCAUUAAUGGACUGAAACCAGGAACAGAAUACGUCGUUAAGAUCGUAGCGCUGCAGAACACUUUGAGAAGCACACCACUAGUGGGCAAGGCCAGAACCCAACCGGCUACAGACUAUCCAACUAUUCCUCAACUAUUGGUACCUGACCUGCCACAGCUUCCUGUUUCUAAUCGACCCAACCCUGAAAUCCUGGAUGUUCCAGAGACCUCCAAUACCAAGAUUUUUGAUUCCAACCAUGUCCACUUAGCUGGCACAAGUGGCCAGAAUCAUCCAGGCCAGCAGGGUCAGCACAUUUAUACAGAGUAUCAGAACCUGGGACCCAAUAAUGGAUUUCAUGGUCCCUACAGUGGUCCCAAAGAAGGCCAGAGACCCACUCUCAGAGAGCCCCUGGUUUAUAUUCCUGUAGCAGGCCCUGAUGGAAACAGAGUACCCCUGGUCAAGGUGAGUGACAGACAGCUGCCAGGUCUUGCUUUUGGUUUCCCUGACAACGAAACAGACUUGCCCCAAGAAGCAAAAACAAUCACAACCAUCUCCUGGCAACCAAUCCCUGAAACUGCAGAGUAUGAGGUGUCCUGUACCCCCAUCACACAUCUGGAGGAGAGAGGCUUCCAGAUGCGUCUUCCAGGCACUUCCAACAGUGCCACGCUGAUUGGACUGACAUCUGGAGCAUCCUAUAAUGUUCUUGUAGAGGCCAUGAAGGGCGGGACCAAGGAAAGGGUCCAGGAGGAAGUCGUCACUGUUGGCAAUGCUGUUCCAGGUGACAUUCCCAUUACCACCAACCAGGAUGUGUGUUAUGACACAUUCACACACACCUACCACGAGGUGGGCUCAGAGUGGGAACGCAUGUCUGAGACGGGGUUCAAGCUGUGGUGCCGCUGCCUGGGGCUGGGCAGUGGGCAUUUUAGGUGUGAUUCAUCCAAGUGGUGCCAUGACAACAGUAAUAACUACCGCAUUGGAGAAAAGUGGGACCGCCGCGCUGAGAAUGGUCACAUGAUGAGCUGCACCUGCCUGGGCAAUGGAAAAGGAGAAUUCAAAUGUGAACCUCAUGAGUCGACAUGUUAUGACGAUGGGAAAAUGUACCAGGUUGGAAACCAGUGGCAGAAGGAAUACUUGGGUGCUAUCUGUACCUGUACCUGUUAUGGAGGACAACAGGGCUGGCGGUGUGAGAACUGUAGGAGGCCAGGAGGACAGAUUGAGGUGGAAGCUGACCUCCUGCAGCCUGUUCCCUCAGAUGCUUUCGACCGCUACAGAGAAAAUGCUCUACGUAAACUAAACAUCCAGUGUCCGAUUGAAUGUUUAAGGCCAGAGCUGCUUGCAGAUGCUCACAGCCCCCUAGAGUAGAGGAGGAGCAUAAGUGUGAAGAAAGGAGUAUACAGGAAGUGAGGCACCUUAAAGUGUCAUCACUUCAAAAAGGAAGCCUCCUUUUGCUGCAUUAAAAAGACAAUGUUUCCAUCAGAUUUGUGCCUUUUAAAGUUUUCACCUCACCAAAGUCUAGUGCCUUAACAAGAUGUUCUGCUCCAAACUCUGUGCUUCAUCAAAGAGCCCAACUUUCCUUCUGGGUGUUGAUCAACAGAAACAGGAUUUCAUCAUCUGAUGUAUUUUUCUAAUCAAAUCACAGCAUAAAUUUUUGCUGCUUCAUCACCGUAAACCUGACCACAAAAAUGCUUUUCUUUACACACAUAAACUCACUGUUGUCUUUUUUUUUCUUUUUUUUUUUUUUUUGCUGUUAUUUUAGGGUUUUUGUUCAUUUCAGAUCAUUCCAUGAGAAAUUUCCUUUGACCAAAACAAAGCAUUGAUGAAAAUCAUUUAGGACAUUUGCUGCAACAUUAGUUUGAUCAUUUCUGGUCUAUUUAAAUAAUCACAAAAGAGGGAGAUUUGUUUAAAAGAAAAUCACAGCCAUACAGUGUUUUAUUGAUCCCUAAAACUACUCUAUCAACUCUUGUUUCAGCUGUAUUGACCCAGAUAAGACACGAUAGUUGGAUUGAAAUGAAUCUGUUUUGACAGAUUUAUUAAAACAGAUAGAAUUAGCAUUAAUAUUAAAGAAAGUUAUUUUCGUCAAAGAAUGCCACUUUAAGUGUGAUGUCUUUGUCCCUGUAGUCAGUGUGCUGCUUAUUCUGCUUUCUAAAUUAGAAAAGCAUUGAAAGCAGAUAACUUUCCAUUUAGUAUAUAAGCACUGUUGCCCAGCUGUUAUAAGGCUUUUGGAUUUAUUAUGCAGUUUUGGUCUAUUAUCUGCAGUCUGGGUUUGUUUUAGAAGUAGAAAAUAUAACACCUGUUGGACUGAUAAAGCAAAGCUGACCUACCAAAUGUUAAAAUUGUUAUUUCCAAGCUGAAUUUUUAAAAAAUACUGAUGUUUUAAAACAAUAUCCAUUUUAAAUACAUGUUUGUUUUUUUUUUUUUCUUCUUUUAUUUAUCCCUUUUUAUUUAGGCAUUUUGCUCAGUGCUGUUUAGGGUGUACACUUUAUUUUUAAUUAACUUGUUUUUGUAUUGUUGGUGCCAAACUCUGAACUACUGUGGACUGAAUCUUUUUAAUAAACUU
Melanotaenia boesemani (Boeseman's rainbowfish) is the source of this 9105-nucleotide messenger RNA. RefSeq names its product fibronectin 1a (gene fn1a). Gene Ontology annotation, molecular function: protein binding. Gene Ontology annotation, cellular component: extracellular region. The transcript is spliced from 49 exons. The record is from RefSeq and is a predicted model, not a curated record. NCBI's taxonomy places the organism in Eukaryota, Metazoa, Chordata, Actinopteri, Atheriniformes, Melanotaeniidae. The coding region runs from base 381 to 7910 and encodes 2509 amino acids.